AUUUCCGAAAAAAUGAAUUUCGAGGAAUAAUAGGGUGUAGGAUAUGGUCCAAGAUGUAUAAUUUUAAAUUAUGAGAUUUUAUACCAGGUGUACGUUUUUUAUUUCAUUUUCAAGCUUUUUCUUAUAUUUUUAACUUUUUUUUUUUUUUUUACAAAAAUACCAUUGUUUUGUUGGAUCAACAAGUCAAAUAAAAGUACAUUUUCGUUGUGCACAGCGAAUUCGUCCACCCUGUUUUUGUUUAUGAAAUUAGUAUCUGUUGUGUUAAGAUGGUCACAAAUUGUUGAAGAUGUUUUCUUAAAAAAGGAAAAAAUAAUGAAAAAGACAUUCCCAAUGAAAAUUCUCGUCGUUAAUUUGCGAUAAUUCUUUGUCUGAAAUUGGUAAGAAAAACGUGUAAUCAAUCAGAAGAGAAGAGAAGAGAAAGAUGGAGCUGUGGAACAGAGCCCGAAGCUUUGCGGAAGAAGCAGCGAAACGAUCGAAUGAUCUGUCCUUGGGAGCUUCCAAAUUGAGCGAUAUCAUUACAGAGACCACCAAAGAGAUAGCGGCACAAGCUUCCAAGCACUUGACCCAACCUUCGCUCACAAACGACGUCGAUCUCCACCGUUUUGGCAUCACCGAAGAGUUGAGAGAAUUCGUCAAAGGGAUCACCAUCACUACCUUUGAACAUUUCCCCCUUGAAGAUGAUACGGAAUUUUCUGAUGUUCCUGCGAUUUCAAAUGUCAGGCAGGAUUUAACUGAUUGGCAGGAAAAACAUGCCGGUCUUGUUCUUUCUACCGUCAAGGAGAUUUCUCGAUUGAGGUAUGAACUGUGUCCACGAGUCAUGAAAGAGAGGAAGUUUUGGAGAAUAUAUUUUAUACUUGUGAAUAAUCAUACUGCACCCUAUGAGAAUAAGUACAUGGAAGAUGAAAAACUAAAAUCUUCUGAACAAGGAAAAUAUCGCAUAGUCACGAUGAAACCAUUAAAUGCUGAAUUGAUCUGUAACCAAGAGGCGCAGGAAAUAUCUAAAAAGGACAAUUUAUCAACUUCAACUGAGCAAGACUUGGAUGUAUUUCUUCUGGGAGAAGGAAACAGUGAUGAUGAGCCCGAUGAUGGCGAUGGAAGAUACAAUGAUGAUUUGGACAAAUUGAUGGAUAAUUCGGAUGAUGAGAAAGGGAAAUGACAGAUGUCGAAUGAAGUUAUUGGCUGACACAUAGGAUGGCUGAUAAGUUCUUUGAUGCCUACUUUUAUUGUUUCAACCCUUUCUUGCUACUUUAUUUAAGUGUUAAUAGUAGUUUUCCCUGAAUGUUGGGUUUCUGAUCAUAGAAUUUAUGAUUAUACGGUGUCCAGCUUUGUUGUUGUUUAAAAGUUUUUUUGUCUUUGCGUGUAAAAGUACACAUUGAAUGUUCUGAAAAAAAAGGAAAAAUCAUAAUCAUGCUUGUAUUAAUUGUAGAUCCUUUUGUAUGGAAAGUU
Molecule: messenger RNA, 1446 nt
Organism: Vigna radiata var. radiata (mung bean)
Lineage: Eukaryota; Viridiplantae; Streptophyta; Magnoliopsida; Fabales; Fabaceae
Exons: 6
Coding region: 422-1156 (244 amino acids)
Source: RefSeq, a predicted model, not a curated record